Silurus meridionalis is the source of this 1449-nucleotide messenger RNA. RefSeq names its product urotensin 2, beta (gene uts2b). The record is from RefSeq and is a predicted model, not a curated record. Gene Ontology annotation, cellular component: extracellular region. The transcript has 4 exons. Lineage: Eukaryota; Metazoa; Chordata; Actinopteri; Siluriformes; Siluridae. Gene Ontology annotation, biological process: blood vessel diameter maintenance; regulation of blood pressure. Gene Ontology annotation, molecular function: hormone activity. The coding region runs from base 837 to 1220 and encodes 127 amino acids.
UGUCCAAACUUUUGGUCUGUACUGUAUAUAUGAUGUUUAUUUCUUGUAAACCACUUUUUAAGGCGCAAUAAAAAAAAUAAUUAUUAUUCUAUUAUCAUUAUAAUAGUAAUAGAUUUCCAUAUCAGGCAGUAGAAACUUUUCAAAAACGCGAGAAAUCAUUAAUUAUCUAAUGCACUCUAAAAGAACCCCUUUAAAGUAGCUUCCACAGCAAACUAAUAACCUGUGCAGCAUUAUUUUAACCAAGAUAUCACUGAACCUUUCAAUGUAGCUCUGUAGGGGUCAUUUCGAUGUGAUACAGUUACACGAUGGAAGAGCAGGGCCACAGAUGGAGCGCUCACAUGGCGUCUUCGUUCUCGUUAACAAUAUAAAACAUCUGACCUUCCGAGGCGUCAAACGUUUCAGUGUCAGAGCCUGAUCAAGUGCUGCCGAAACUCCAACCAAUAAACCGCCCCUGCCUCUUAAGGAAAUUAAUUACGUGGGCAAACUGCCGAGCCACGACCCCUUCCAAUCCGGAUACACGGCGUCCACGUUCGCACCUGAGCUCGGUGGAUUUACGACCGAGGCCGAACGUCCUGACACUCGACGGCCCGGUCCUGACACGCGCAUCGUCACACGCACCUCGUUUUUAUUACUCUAUUCACUCGGGAUUUACAGUGUGGCCCGGAUCCGGCAGUGACACACGACAAGAUAAAAAUACAAAAAAAAAAAAGGAGGAAGGGAGAGGUGAUGGUAAAGAUGGACAGGUGAUACGACACCUCGUGGAGUGUAUAGAUAUAUAUAAGGCCUGGAGUUCAUAAACGGAGAAAGCCACAGGGUGUGUAUCUUUAGCUGAAGCGAUGCUGUGGAAAGCUGCUCUGUCCUGCGCUCUGCUCCUCACAGCUCUGGAGCCUCUUCUCACACACCCCAUCACACAGCUGACCGGUAUGUCCUACACGGGGCCUGUAUCAGAAGAGGAGCAGGUGAUGAAUCCUGACGAGAUGUCUUACUCAGAGGGGACGUUUUUGUCCCAGGGGUCAGCAGGAAUUGGCUUUCCUUCUUUCCUAACAGGAGACAAAAGCAGAGAAGCUCUCAAAACAGCUGGCUUUAUUCCAGGCCAAGUGGUAAAAGAGGUGCUGCUAGAAAAGCCCUGGCUGAACCCACUCAACCGUUUCCUGGGUGGCAGGAAACAGUACCGAAAGCGUGGGGGAAACUCAGAGUGCUUCUGGAAGUACUGCGUCUAAAAAUAAACUCACAAAGACACACACACACACACACACACACACACACACACACGAACAAAUGCAUGCUUACAGGCUGUCACGUGCUUUUACAACAACCUAGAAAAGACUGUGUAUAAGUAGACUAUCAGAUGCGACUUGAUUUUGUACCUUUGGCACAGGUGUAAAUAGAGUAAAUAAUGUGUAUAACAAUAUAUAUAUGUUUAAAAAAUUGUUUGUCUACUCCUUCCUU